Molecule: messenger RNA, 766 nt
Organism: Spodoptera exigua (beet armyworm)
Lineage: Eukaryota; Metazoa; Arthropoda; Insecta; Lepidoptera; Noctuidae
Source: the annotation of a GenBank genome assembly
CGCAACCCGCGCCCGACGCACGUACGCGCUCGUGUUUAGUUCCGACCCAGUGUUCGUGUUAAGUGACAGUCACAAAUAUGAAAGCGAUAACAGCAGUGUGCGCGACCGGCGCCUCCGUGCCCGCCAUCGCCAGCGGCCGUGUGCAGCGGCACCGAGACGGCGAGAACGCCGAGAUCCAGAUGUACCUGUCUAAACUACAGGACCUGGUGCCGUUCAUGCCCAAGAACAGAAAGAUCUCCAAGCUGGAGGUGAUUCAGCACGUGAUCGACUACAUCUGCGACCUACAGUCGGCGCUGGAGAACCAUCCCGCCAUGGAGCAGUUUGACGCAGAAGGCGCGCUGGCCAGCCCGGCUUGCGCGGCGCCACAGCCUCGCCCCCACCGGCGCCCUCUCGGACCCCGCGCCGCGCCCAACACCAUCCUGCGCAAAACCACCCCCAGUCAAGAACACAGAACACCAACUACGCCAGAAAAGCAGAAUCAGCUGGACAGGCCCUCUUGCUAAAUGGUGUUAGGUUAAGAGAGACAAUAUAAGUUAUGGUAAUGUUUAUAUACCUCGAGUGGCGACGGAGGUCGCCCCGGGCCGGCACGGGAGCGCCCGACUCCAGUUCCAGUGAACAUCAUCUCCGAAGAUGAUAUCCUAUGCACGAUCUCGUUAGGAUCAGUAAACUACUUUAAUGUAAUUGUUUGUGGCAUUACACGCAGAAGACUUGAGCAUUGCAAUGCAAUCGGCCGAGGCGCGCGGAGCGUCGCGGGUUGUUUUGUUAU